AUAAGGCAUUCAUUUCCUUCUUUAAUUUGUAUACUUUUCUUUUUUCUUUUCUUUUCUUUUCAUUAUCCAAAAUCGGCCACAAGCACAAUGGCUAUUCCAAAAUUACAAAUCAAUAAUGUUGGAUUGAUUUUCCUUUUUGGUAUAGCCAUUUUCUCAUCAAAAGUUGCAGAUUCUGCAACUUUUGGUUCGCGUCGUGGCCUUUUGGAGGCAGAGAGUACUGUUUUUGAUGUUACCAAGCAUGGAGCGAAACCUGAGGGAGGUGAUAGCACUAUGGGAUUUAUAGCAGCAUGGAAAGCAGCUUGUCAAUCAACAGGACCAGCAAAAGUUGUUGUUCCACCAGGGACAUUCACUACAGGAGAAACUAUUUUCCAAGGACCAUGCAAAUGUCCUAAGCCCCUUAUUUUAGAAAUUCAAGGGACACUAAUGUCAAAUAAAGACAUAAGUUUGUACUCACGUGCUGCAUGGCUAAUCAUUGAAAAAGUGGAGGGUGUUACUGUGACAGGUGGUGGUACUCUAAACGGACAAGGAAAAGACAGCUGGCAAUUUGCUGACAGAUCCGGAGCCAGCCCUCCUCU
Messenger RNA from Capsicum annuum, 575 nucleotides. Its product is annotated as exopolygalacturonase clone GBGE184. The record is from RefSeq and is a predicted model, not a curated record. Gene Ontology annotation, molecular function: polygalacturonase activity. NCBI's taxonomy places the organism in Eukaryota, Viridiplantae, Streptophyta, Magnoliopsida, Solanales, Solanaceae. Gene Ontology annotation, biological process: carbohydrate metabolic process.